ACAAUAUAUUGUUUUGAGUCAAUAUGACGCGUUCCCGUUUACUUUUGGGUUGACCAGUCAGUCAACUGGGCGAACUUAAUUGAUGCCUAGCCAGCAUUAACCUAUUACAUACACCCUCUCUCCUCUCUUUGAUGAUCAAAGGAUGGGUCUUUACCUCUUCUUCCUCCAUCUAACUAUUUUGCUGGCUGUCCGCGAGUUUGCUGCUCUGUGCUACCCAUUACUACUAGCAGAUGACAUCUUCGCCCUCAACUGCGGCUCCUCUGGCAACUCAACUGCUCUAGAUGGCCGGCAAUGGACCGGCGACGUUGCUUCCAGAUACAUCAUUUUGCAAGGAUCCAGAGGCAGACGCGAAUUGGUAAGCUCCACUCCCAUUGGAAAGCACCUAAUUCCUCCUCCUCAUCCUGUCCCCUACAUGACCGCUCAGAUUUCUCGGUCCACAUUCACCUACACUUUCCAUGUCACUCCGGGCCAAAAAUUCAUCCGCCUACAUUUCUACCCAACUGAAUACCCUGGCUUCGAGAGGUCCAAGGCAUUUUUUACUGUAAAAGCUGGUCCCUAUACCCUCCUUCGCAACUUCAGUGCUGCCCUUACCGCUGAUGUUUUGGCCUUACCAUCAUUUGCUAAAGAAUUUUGCGUGCAUGUGGACGAUAGUCAACCAUUAAUCCUAACAUUUUCUCCAUCUUCAGAGGAAACAUAUGCUUUUAUCAAUGGGAUUGAGAUUGUCUCGAUCCCAACUGGAUUAUAUCAUUCCCGUGAGGGUGAUGAUCCAGGUGUACACGUUGUUGGAAAGAAAUUUAGAUACCCGAACCCGAUCUUCUUGGAUACAAGCUUUGCACUUGAGACAGUGCAUCGGUUAAAUGUUGGCGGAAGCUCCAUUUUACCCAUAGAGGAUAUUGGCAUGUUCCGGGAGUGGUUUGAGGACUCCAAUUAUUUCUUAGAAUCAAGGGCCAUGCCGGUUACUACCACAAUUCGGAUCAACUACGCAGUUAUACCCACAUACUCUGCCCCUACGAGAGUUUACCAAACAUCCCGGUCAAUGACUCGGGACGUGCAAGCGAAGGAGUGUAUCAGUUUUACGUGGAAGCUACCUGUAGAUCAAGGUUUCAGGUACCUGCUUAGGUUCCAUUUCUGUGAGCUUGAGUACGAGAUUAAAGAAGUUGGGCAAAUGGAGUUCAGCAUAUUCAUUGAUAAUCAGAUUGCUGAGGCUAAUGCUGACCUUAUCAAAUGGGCUGGUGGAAAUGGCAUUGCAGUGUACAGAGACUACAUGGUGAUGAUGGAAGGAGAUCGGGCAGAGGGCAAGCGCGAUAUGACAAUAACUCUAAGCCCUCACAAGAGCCACGAUGACAAGGGGAACAUGGAACACAGUAGUGAUGCAAUUCUAAAGGGGCUAGAGGUGUUCAAGUUGAGCAACCCUGACAACAACCUUGCCGGGGUGAACAUGGUUCCCAUUGCACAUGCUUUGACAUCUCAUAAUUCAAAGCCUCAGAAGGUAGUGCUUGGUUAUGGCAUUUAUACCAUUGCAAAUAGUCUAAUAAGUUUACUCAUCAUAUUGAAUGUUGUUGUUUAUCCAUUGGCCUAUUUGGGUAAAAAAUCUGGACAAGAAGACACCCUAUCGUCAUUACCUUCGGAAGGGCCAUAUCGCCCCUUCUCACUUGCUGAGCUCCAAUCAGCAACCAGAAAUUUUGAUGACGGAUUGGUCAUUGGAAGUGGUGGAUUUGGUAACGUUUAUAAAGGACUCAUUAAUGGAGGAACAACCACAGUUGCCAUUAAGCGGAUGAAACCAAAGUCUAAGCAAGGCCCAAAUGAGUUUUGGAUGGAGAUUGAGACGAUCUCUAAAUUUCGACACAAGCAUCUUGUUAGUCUUCUGGGCUACUGUGAUGAAUGCGAUGAGAAGAUCCUGGUGUAUGAGCAUAUGGAGCAGGGUACAGUUGCUAAUCAUCUCUACAAAAAGAAUACUAAAGAUAAUGGUAAUGUUUGUCAUAUGCCGUGGGAGCAAAGGCUCAAGAUUUGCAUUGGUGCUGCCCGUGGGUUGGAUUACCUCCACACUGGUAUUCAGGGUGGUGUCAUACAUAGAGACGUGAAGACCGCUAACAUUUUGUUGAACAAGGACAUGGUGGCUAAGGUUUCAGAUUUUGGAUUAUGUAAAAUGGGCACCACAAGCCAUUCUGUUUCCCAUGUUAGCACAGUUGUUAAAGGCACAUUUGGUUAUUUUGAUCCACAUUAUUUCUCGACCCGCAAUCUAACCAAGAAAUCAGAUGUGUAUGCCUUUGGCGUGGUGCUCUUAGAAGUGCUUUGUGGGAGGCCAGCAGUGGAUUUAAGUCUCGAGGAGGAGCAGCACAGUCUAUCCUUUUGGGCUCAAGGCUGCAUCAAAGAUGGAAAACUGGAUGCAAUUAUUGACCCCAUUUUGAGGGAUCAGCUACCAAUACUAUCAAAAAGUCUCGAUGUGUUUGCAGAAGUUGCUAGGAAAUGCCUGCACAUGCGUCCAAAUGGACGCCCUACAAUGGCUGAUGUGGUGGUGAGCCUUGAGCGUGCAUUGGCAUACUUACAAGAUGAUCAGUGCAAGGAUUUGUCAAUGACGCGGGAUAACGAGGACGUUGUCAAUGUUGAUGCUGCCGAUGAGGAUAAAGAGAAUGUUCUCAAUCUUGGUGGGGCUGAGGAAAAGAAAAAUGAUGAGAUUAUUCAACUGGACGAUGAUGCCCUUUCAGCUGAAGUCCCCAGCCCAUCCACUGCAGCGCAGUAUACUGAGAAGAUACCCCUAAGCAAGAAGAGGGCACAGGGAAAGUUCACCAAGGUGUUCCACAAGAUCAGUACUGCACUUUUACCCAGAACUGUGGAUUUUGGGUGGACUGAUAAAACAACCAUCCGCAAUAUAAGGACCUUCAGUUUUUCAGAGUUGAGGAAGGCUACCAGAAAUUUCAGAAGGGAUCUAUUGUUAGGACCCGGGGGUUUCGGCAGAGUCUACAAGGGUUGGCUUGCUGAGAAGACGUCAUUACAGAACGGUAGUAGUUUAGUCAUUGCCGUGAAGGAGUGGGAUUCUAACAGCCAUCAAUGUUUUAAAGAAUGGCAGUGUGAGAUAAACUUCCUAAGUUUUCUGUCCCAUCCCAACGUUGUUAAGUUAUUGGGAUACUGUUGUGAGAGUAAAAGGCUACUUGUUGUAUACGAGUUCAUGCGGAAUGGAAGUUUGGACAAACAUCUUUUUGGAAGGAGGCCUGGUUGUCAGCUACUUUCGUGGGAGACAAGGCUUAAGAUCUUAAGAGGAGCAAUACGAGGGCUGGCAUUUUUGCACUCAUUAGAACCGCAAAUAAUACAUGGAGAUUUCAAGUGCUCACAUAUAUUGCUUGACACUUCCUACAAUGCCAGGAUCACAGAUUUUGGCUUGGCAAGACUUGGUCCUGCAACUACUGAAGUAACACAUCUUAUGGGCACAUUUGGCUACAUUGCUCCAGAGUAUGCUUUGACAGGGCAACUGUAUGCGGCCAGCGACGUGUAUGCUGUUGGUGUUGUAAUGGCUGAGAUGCUAACAGGCUUGCCAGCAUUUGAUGUUUGCCGUGGGCAGAUUCUAACUGACUGGAUCCAACCAUAUUUCGUUGGUAGAAGAAAGUUGGAGAGCAUUAUGGACGGCCAGUUGGAAGGGAAAUAUCCUGCCAAAGUUGCAUGGCAAAUCGCUCAGCUUAGUCUAAAAUGUCUUCAACCUGAACCCAAAAGAAGGCCAUCAAUGCAACAAGUAGUGGAGAUACUGGAGAGCGCUGAAGAUCCAAAAGAGCCAAGAUGAGGCCAUAUUCUACUAGGUGCAUGGACACUGGAGGGCAUUGCUUUGUUGAUUAUGGAAUUUGAUGGGUUAUAUAUGAUGAGGGUUUUUAACAAAUAAGCUCAUGCAUCACAUUGUGAAACUAUUGUAGAGAGUGCAAUAGCAUAAUUAAGAUUUGACGCAAAAAAAUGUUGGUAAAUAAUUGGAUUUAUGCUUGCAAAGUCAACAAUGGAAGUGAUGUUGCAUCUCAAAGAGACCUAUGGAGUUGUAUGGAGACAUCUCCAUGUGAUCUGUAUUAAAAUAGAGAGAGCAUAUAAAAGGGAGGUUUGAAAUUAUGGCCCCCCGAAUAUACUUCAAUCAAAAUUUUGCUUCAUGCUCAAAAUAUUAGAAACUUCAUAUUGGUAUGUUUAAGGAAGAGCUUCUCAGA
Molecule: messenger RNA, 4175 nt
Organism: Diospyros lotus (date-plum)
Lineage: Eukaryota; Viridiplantae; Streptophyta; Magnoliopsida; Ericales; Ebenaceae
Product: receptor-like protein kinase FERONIA
Exons: 6
Coding region: 143-3772 (1209 amino acids)
Biological process (GO): protein autophosphorylation
Cellular component (GO): plasmodesma; plasma membrane
Molecular function (GO): ATP binding; transmembrane receptor protein tyrosine kinase activity
Source: RefSeq, a predicted model, not a curated record